GCGUCGACAUCAACUUCCUUUUCGCAAACAUUCCACAUGGCGACAGACGAGAUUCCCUACCGUUCACCGGUGCCGCUGGCAUUUGAGUUAGUCCAGCAUGUUGGUAUAUUCUUUGAAGAAAACCUCUACACACAAGCACUUAGUCUGCUCUACAACACCCUUGCCUCUGGCACAGUAUCCUCGGCCCAAGCAGUGAUCCCUCAGCCGCAACAUUUAGCCGUCGCUGCCACUAUCCUCGUUCAUCCCUCCACGACAACACGCGCCAAAUCGGCAGAAGAGAAAGAAGCCGCCAAUGCAUCGCUCCGUCUCCUUCGACUGACAAACUCGCUGAUUGGCCCUAUUGAUGCAAAGUUUAAUAAGGCUUUUGCAUUUACGCAUUUCGAAUCCUCGCGCCAGGGCUUACGGCGCCAGGAUAGCCCAGAGGCUACUGGGCUAAAGAACAGCGACACAAACCUUUUGAAAACAGCCAUCGGUGACUCAGACUCGGUAUGGCAGCGAGCAGAGGACUUCUGGCAUGCUGUCGGGUGGGCUUUUCGUUGCUCAGUGCUUCACCCAGAGCGAUGGGAGCGCUGGCAGAUCUGGCUGCAGUUCAUGUGCAACGUUCUCGAAGAUGACUGGAAAGAGCGCGAGAGGAAAUGGCUAGAGGCGAAGCAAAACGAACCCAAAAUUUCACCGGACGCCGAGCCUAAAACGAGAGGAACACGCAAAAAUGCUCAUAAACUGGACGACCUCGAGAUUUUUCGCGAGAGUUUGAUCUUUCAAUAUAUUAGCUCGAAUACUACCCACGGAGGGAACCGUCGAAUCCUGCGUGCUAUAUUUGCGAAUGGCCUGCGAGAGGAGUUCAAGGAGGUAUUCAAAAAAAGGGAAACUGCCAAGAUCUCGAAAGCAACCCAGAAUACCAAGAAGAGAGAAGUCGAAGUCAACAUCGAAAAGAAUGAAUACGGCGACUAUCUAGACGACUCAGACGAAGAACCUUCCGGCGCAAUCGACACAAACUCAUCCUCAUCCAAAGCAACCGCCAAAGAAACAAAGUCCCGCCGCAGCAAACGCACAAGACGAGGCACAAAAACCGACCUGGACCAAUCCACAACCACGAACCCCAUCAGUCAGCUACAAAAGAAGACCAAAGCCCGGGAUUCAGAAAGCGAUCUUUCUUCGCUGGGCGGCUACGACUCCCUCGCCCUCCGCCAACAACUCCUAAGCAUCCUCUCCAGCGUCUCCCACCGCCUCCCAAAAGACUUCAUCCCCCUUGAUGAGCUCUACCACAUGUUCGUCGAAAACAUCCGCGACCUCCCCCUCCCAAUCUUCCAACACUUCAUCAGCCCCUCAAUCCUUCCACACAUGAGUCCAGCCGCGCAAACAACCCUCUGCGAACUUCUCCUCUUUGUCAUGCAGGAGAGUUCGGCGCCAAGGUCUGACAAUGACUGUCUCCACCAAGAUAAGCUGGAGGAGUGUUUCUUACCCUAUGCAGCGGCGAAUCCUAGUAUUGAGAAUAAUGCCAAGGUUUCGAUCCUACUAGAGGCGCUUAUGGCUUUGUUGCACAAGAGUGACAUGUUGUUUGUUACACCGAGGCUAAGGGAGGUUGUUGAGCGUGGGGUUCUCAAACGUGGGGAAAGGGCAGAGGAGGAGAGGAAGAGGGCCUUGGAUAAGAGGGUGAAGGUUUCUGUUGAGUGUUGUUAUUUGCGUGAGAGUGGAUUCAGGUUGUUGUUUAUGGUUCAGCAUCUUUUGCCAGUGGCAGAUGGUAGUUAG
Messenger RNA from Penicillium nucicola, 1749 nucleotides. RefSeq lists its product as uncharacterized. NCBI's taxonomy places the organism in Eukaryota, Fungi, Ascomycota, Eurotiomycetes, Eurotiales, Aspergillaceae. The record is from RefSeq and is a predicted model, not a curated record. The transcript has 2 exons. The annotation marks the transcript as partial.